This is a messenger RNA of Coccinella septempunctata (seven-spotted ladybird), 3186 nucleotides long. RefSeq names its product aminopeptidase N-like. The transcript is spliced from 3 exons. The coding region runs from base 45 to 3149 and encodes 1034 amino acids. Gene Ontology annotation, cellular component: cytoplasm. NCBI's taxonomy places the organism in Eukaryota, Metazoa, Arthropoda, Insecta, Coleoptera, Coccinellidae. Gene Ontology annotation, molecular function: zinc ion binding; peptide binding; metalloaminopeptidase activity. The record is from RefSeq and is a predicted model, not a curated record. Gene Ontology annotation, biological process: peptide catabolic process; proteolysis.
AUAGAAACAUCAUUUUACAAAUAUUAUGACGUAUCAAUUUGACAAUGUUAUCAAAUAAUCUUUUGGAUUUUGAGAUCUCAUUAUUUGUAUCAAUAUUAUUUCAUACUGUAUUCUGUGAUAACUACAGAUUGCCUGAGACUAUUAUACCCAAACACUACAAGUUGGAAAUUUCAGCAAGCGUGGAUGAUGAGCUUUCUUUCAAAGGAUCUCUCGAAAUCGUAACUCAGUGUCUUAAUGCUACAAAGACUAUAUCACUGCAUAGAGAUUGGGAUCUCAAAUUCGAGAAGAUUGAAGUGAAAAAGAUAGAUACUGUACAAAGCUAUGAAAUAGGAGAUGGUGUUACAUUAAAGGAGAUCUUAUACAGUAAAACGGAAGAAUUCAUUAUGAUAUCAACGAUAGAGGAACUUGAGGAGAAUCAGCAUUAUGUCAUUUAUUUUGAAUUUGAAGGGAACAUGUUAGAAGAACCAACUGGAAUUUUUAGAGGAAACUUCUCAUCAUCAUCGGAAAAGAGCUAUUACGCAGUCUCGUUCUUUGAGCCGAUGGGUGCAAGAAAAGCAUUCCCCUGUUUUGACGAACCUGGAAUGAUAGCCACUUUUGAGCUCACCAUUGGAAGAAAAAAAAAUUACAAUACUACAAGUAACAUGCAACUAGUCAAAUCCGAACCAAUGGAAGGUGAAGACGGAUGGUUUUUGGAUCAUUUUGUGAACUCUUUUCCAAUGUCCACCUACAUGCUCUGCUUCAUGAUAUACGACGCUGAAUUCGUGUUAACAGGAAAGCAAGAGGAUCAGAUAAAGAUCCUCGUUAGAAAAGAAAUGAGAUCCUCGAUGAGCAUGGUAACAAGAACUGCCCCCAAGCUUCUCGCUUAUUUGCAGAAAUAUUUUCAAGUGCCGUUUCCAUUUCCGAAAUUGGAUAUCAUUGCUUUACCGGAUAUAAUUGGGAACAGAGAUUCCAUCUCGUCUCCUGGUCUUAUAAUAAUGCACGAAAACCAGUUGCUUUAUGAAGCUUUCAGUAUGAAACGAAGAGAGGUACACUCCAUUCUCCAGAAUGUAGCCAAAGAAAUUACGCUACAGUGGAUGUCAGAACUAGCUCUAGAAUGGUGGUCGGAUGUAUGGAUCAGAGGAAGUCUAGCCGAGUAUAAUGCACAAAAUGCCUUGAGUGACAUGUCUGAGAGUCAAUCAGUUGAAAAUGAUUUAGCUGAUUCUCUUCUAGAGUUUUUUCACUAUACACUAGCAUUACCAUUUUCGAAGGAGUUGAAUGGUGAUUCAGCCUUCGUAAGGGCUACAAUAUCUUUAACUGAUUACAAGAAGUUUGGAUUGCUUCUUCGUAUGGCACAAAGUUUGUCUAACAAAAAUGAUUUGAAAGAUAUUUCGAUGAACUUCCUGAAGCAAAAUUCGUUUCAGAAAAUAAAUCAAGAUGAUCUAUGGAAAAUUUUCGAGGGUUAUGCCCCUAGAGGCACAUUCGUUAAGCAAGUAUCUUUCAGUGAAGUCAUGGCUAGUUGGAUGUAUCAAGGUGGCUUUCCAGAAAUAGAAGUCAUAAGAGAUUACAAAUCUGGAACUGCAACUGUGAAUCAGAAAGAAUAUCGCUCAAAGAUCAAUGGAAGUGGUUCCUGUUGGUGGAUUCCAAUUAUCUAUGCAACAAAAAGCGACAACCAGAAAUUUAAUAAUGGCCUGGGGAAAUGGUUGAAAUGUCCACACAAAGCAGUUAUAUUGGAAUACUUAUCGUCAUCCGAUUGGCUCCUACUGAAUUACAAUGUGAAUUUUUUAUACAGAGUGAACUACGAUCCGCUCAACUGGAAGCAUCUACAUUCGACACUCGAAAAUCCCAUGUCUUAUAAUGAUAUACCUUCUUUGAACCGAAUGCAACUUAUAGAUGACCUUUUUGAGUUCACUGCAAGAGGAAAUCUGACCUAUGACUUCUUAUAUGAAUUUUUGAAUUAUCUGAGGUUUGACAACAGCUAUGCACCCUGGGCAGCAUUUGCCGAAAAUAUCUACAUCUUGCAUUGGCGAAUAUAUCCUAAUCGUGAAGCAAUACAUCUGUUGAAUUUGUACGUGCAGAAUGUAUUGAGACGCCAUUUUAAUAACAGGAAAUUGAACUCUCAGGGAGAUUCCUAUUCCACCUUCAAUCUCCUCAUCACCGAAAUAGCUUGUUUUUUUGAACUGCCUGACUGUUUGAAAGAAGUUGAAGACGCUUUUUACAAAUAUCGAAAAAUGAAACUCCCGUUUCAUAUCGAGUCACCCUUUUCAAUAGAUCUUCGAGAGAUUGUGUUCUGCUAUGCUAUAAAACACGAUAAUAAUGAAAACUUCAAGUUUCUUUCCGACGCGUUCAGAAACUCCACCAAUAUUUUCGAGAAACAAGAUAUGUUGAGUGCUUUAUUUUGUACGAGGAAGGUCUCACUACUUGAAGGUAUACCUAUAAGUGGAAAAAAAGAAAAAAAAAGGAGCGUUGAACACAAGGAGGAAAGAAAUUUUCAGAUCAGAAAUAUAAGAGGACCAUUACCAAGAACUGCCGAAAAACCUAUAAUGUUGAGAUCAAACACACAGGGUGAAACCUCCAAUAUAGAAGUAUCCACAGCAACUGAACAGAAUUCAACUACAUUUUUAUCAGAAGAAAGCUCAACAGAGCCAUCAGAGUCGUCCAUUACGAAUACAGAUAUGACUCCCUCAGACGAAAAUACUACUAUGAGUAUUCAGGAACAAUCAUCUAUAAAAACUGAUACAGAAGUCAACAACAAGAGCAAGAUAGAUUCCGAACUCCCGAAUCUCAAGCAUAUUAUUUUUCGUUGUGACUUCAGAGUUGUCUCAGAUAUUUUUUACAGAAACAUAGUGCUAGUCGAUCAACAAAGAGCACUUUAUUACAUCUCGCUUUUCACAGAAAGAAUCAACACCAAAGAAGACCUUGAUAUUUUCAAAAGAUUCUUAGAUGAGAAUAAAGAGAAAUUCGACAAUAUAAGAAAAAAUAUUGAAGAAAGGAUACAUAACGUGGAACAAAAUUUUGUGUGGCAGGGACAAAAAACUAAAUCUGUCAUUAGAGCUUUGAAGAAAAAUUUGAAAGUUCGUAAUACGAGAUCAAAUGUUCCGAAAAACUGUUUGAGUCACUCAGUGCAUCUGCUGAGUAUUUCAGGAGCACUCAUUAUUUUUUUGGGUCAAUAAUGAAAUAAUAUUUAAUAAAGCAUAAUUUUGAUAAGAA